UUUUUCCUUCAUUCUUUAUAUAGGUAUGUAGAUGUUAGUUUCUUAUUUCUCCUAUGAAUUAUAAGUGAAAAACGAUGUGCACAUGCAAAAUAUGCAUCAAGCAUAACUCUAACGAGUGAAAAAUUAUUACAUUACUUCGACCAGGAGAGUUGACAUCCAGAAAAUCUUUCGAGUGAUUGGAAAAAGUAAGACAAACUUUCUAAAACCAAAGAAAUCAUGUAUUAACAUGUUAACAACUUUUUUAAAAGGAAAACUAAAAUUUGGUAUAACUUUAAUAUAAAAAUUAUUUUAAAAGGAAACAAAUCUUUAAUAAUAAAUUAAGAAUUAAGACUAUAAUUUUGAAACGCAUUUCUGGUCUAUCGUAACAUUAUACUGAUAACAUUUUAGGAGAAUGGAGGAGAGAGGAAGAACUCCACCUAUAAAUUUUAACUUCGGAUAUAUAUUCCUUUCCUAGAUAUAAUGGAAAAUGUUCAGUAUAACACAUUGAACGAUGCUUAUACAGACAUGAACAGUGAUAUUAGCCCCACUAUCUAUAGAGUGUCUGAAGAAAAAUUACUAUUCACUAGAAAUUAAUAAAUAUACGUAUGUAGCUAAAAUUUUAUGUUAAGAGUCAAUCUUCCCUCUUCUCCUUCAAAUUUCAAUUUGAUCGGCCAUUAGUGCUAUUCAGAGAUACUGAAUCCAGCAAGUUAAAAGUGUUCAGGGACAAUUCAGAAUUUUCCGCUCAGGAUGCUCGCGUUAAUACCUAUAGAACAACAGUUGUUAUUAUUGGCCAAAUCGUGCGACAAUGUAAUUCGAUAUCGAAAUGAUACGGAGAUUCCGAGGACUCCCGAAGCCCUAGACCAUUGGUGUCUACUUAACUUACUCCCCUCACGCUAGUAACUUGAAAACAGUGUAGGGACAAGCCUAGCAGAAGAAACUAGCUACUAUGAUGACUUGUUUCUAACUAACUAUUUACAAAGAGAAUAUUACGAAUGUUAACAAAAGAACUUAAAAAUGUGAAGUUAAACAUUAAUUAAUAAAAAAUAGAAAUUUAUUGAAUCUAAAAAUAGAAACCGACAUUAUCGACACAUUGGCUACAACCCUCACUCUGAUGCCGUCAGGGGGUGAGGGUACGUAGCCCCCACUACUUCUAUUUGAGGAGUUGCCCGAAACUGUGCAUGGAGUAGUUCUAUGUAGUCUUCAAUACGCAAGUAAAAAGUAGAUACGUGGAGCAAAUUUUUGUGAGGGGAGUAACAGUUUAGUCAUCCAUAUCUUAUGUCUUAAGUCUGUGCUACGAACCACAUUCUCGACAUAUUAUGUUUAUUCAGUUAAGACAUUGUUUUUGUUAUAUUGUAUCGACGAAUUAUGAAUUAAAAUUUUGUCUACAUUUUUUAGUGUGUAUUUCAUUUAUCUGAUAUGAGUUAUGAUUAGUGACGUUUAUCUGCUCAAAAAGUAAUCACGUUAACACAUUUAAUGAUAUUACAUUAGAAACUUUUAUCUGUAAAAUGACACUAAAUAAUUCCAAACACUACUUUGUAUGUAGUAAUUUAUUGAUUAUUUUGGUGUCCCAAAGUAUGGUAAUUUGUGAGAGAUUUGAUGCUCAUAUUUCAUUAACAACAAAAGGAGAGGGAUUUCAUAGAUUUUUAAUCUAUGAAAUAAAUUUGGAUGUGUUGAUCAAUGACAGUUAUAUUGCACUAUAUUUGCAAUUACCAUCUACUUUGUACAGUAGUGUUGAUGAAUUAAAUGAUUUAAGAAGAUUAGGAAUUAAUACCAUUUGUUCUGCAGGAGAAACUAAUGUUGAGCUAUUUAUGGAAAGAGCACAAUUUCAAAAUAUAACUAUUUGCUCAGCUUUGAGUAACAAGAAGUUUCUCUUUAAAUUUCCUGUUCAUCUGCGAUAUCAAUAUGCUAAUGACAUUAAUACAUACAUGAAUAUUAUUAUACCAAAACCAAAAUUACUGUUGGGUUGUAAAAAAAGAAUUAAAGAAUACAGAGUUUCUACAAUUGAUUUAUGUUCUCCUUGUGUAGAAAUUAUUAAUAAAUGGAGAGAGAUUCCUUAUAUCAUGGAUACCCAAAAUGUUAUAUGGAUAAUACCAAUUGGUAAUUCAUCUCUAUUAACUGCAGUAACCUGUGUUACAUUAUUAUCAACAAUUUUGUGCACAAUGUUUCUUUUACAAACAAUUUGUAAAUCAGUACUUAUUACACAUAAGAAAAAAGUGUAAUAUAUUUAAAAUACAAUUAAUGUCGUAAUUAGUGACACACUGUGAAAGUUUAUUUAUCACAAUCUAUUGAAGACAAGUAGUUCAUAUGACUAGCUUGUUUAUAUAAUAAGAAUUCACUGAUUCUCCUAAUUAUUUAUUAUAUACUUUUAUAACUAAAAUUCACAUUCAGACAAGUGGUUUCAAUUAUACAUUUAGAUUCUCUUAUUAAUGUUUUAAAUUGUAUUUUAUUACUAAAAUAAAAUUGUAAAAAUAAUGAUUUUAUAAUAUUUGGUGGUCUGAUUUUUUAUUUCAUAAUAAAAAUAUUUGUAUUUAUUUUAUUUACCGUUACGAAUCAGUUUUAUAGCCAAGAAAUCAAACUUGGUGUAUAUAUAUGUUGCUAAACAAAAUUUUAAGUACACUAUUCCUUUAAAACUAUUUUGAUCAAUAACUAAUUACUGUAAAUAAAAAUUCACAGACAUUAGUUAUGUAAUAUAAUUUUAAUUUGUAUAGUUUUUAAUUACAAUUGAAUUAUUUUUACAUUAUUAGAAGUAAAUAUUAAAUGUACAAAUACAUGUUACAUUCAAGUUUGAAGGGACAAAAUUGUGAGCGUGUUCACAAAAUUUAUAUGGUUCUUGUGUGAUGAAAUUUCUAAUGUAAUGUCAUAUUGGAUUGUGUUUUGUUUUUUAUAACUUCUUGUAAUCUAUUUUCAUAGAAAACACUAUUUUUUGGUGAUAUUUGGCACUAUUUUGCCCCAUUGUUCUUUAAACAUAUCAUCGAGUUGAUUUUUACUUGUUAUUUCAUGCACUCUUACGUUUUUAUGCAAUUUGUAUCAUACGUGUUUAUUGGAUUAAGGUUUAGUGAUUGUAGAGGAAGUGGUAAGAUAUAUACCAAAUUUUAUACGAUCCAUAAACAGACUACUUCUGCUGAAAAUAAAUCUUCUAAUCCAAAUUUAAUUUUACAGGUGAUUUUUCAACAUUUUUUUUUAAAUAUUUGAAUAAUUUAUUUCGUUUAUUAUAUUUUCAAUGAAUUCUAAUUCUCCAACACUAUUUGCUGCCAUACAGCUCCAGACCAUAACUCCACCACCCCCAUAUUUUAUUGUGUUUUGCAAAUUCUUUGAUCCAAUUUCUGUAUUUUUGUCCUUCACGAUCAAAUUCUACCAUCCGUUUUGUAUGUAUUAAAGAAUAUAGUCAAAUAAGCAUGGUACAGGUGUCCUCAAAUCAAAUUGUGUACAACUCACUAAAUUAAGUAAAAAAAACCAGUGAACAUGAGUUCUGUUGCGUUACGCCGUUCGCGGUUAGGGAAAUUUUAGGGAAUUUUACGUGGGUAAGGUGCCCGUGGAGUACUAAGGUACUCUGCUCGUAGCGCGUGAAAUAAAUCUUAUACUUUUUGUUCCGGCACGGUUUCUUUGGUUAAGAUACAUGUCAUAAAAAAGCGGCAGCUCAACCACCU
Molecule: messenger RNA, 3626 nt
Organism: Nomia melanderi (Alkali bee)
Lineage: Eukaryota; Metazoa; Arthropoda; Insecta; Hymenoptera; Halictidae
Source: RefSeq, a predicted model, not a curated record